AUCCACGUUAAUUCAACGUUAAUAAGUUCAAACUUCAAUUUUCCAAAUUUUAAUCCAAACGCCUAAGAACACUAGCGUCUCUAGCGGACAGCGGUAUUGUAUUAGCUUAUUCCCACCUACCCUCUGCCUAUCUUACGAGAAAAUUGUUCGUGUUGCUGGGGACGCGCGUUGAGUCGACGGCUUAACCUCACAUCUUGGCAUUGUUGCUCCGAUAUUUUUUGGAGUUAUAAAUAGUUGCUAUUUAUUUAUUCACUGCCAAUUAGUCAAUUCACAAACACACCAACAUGAGUGCGUUAACGAAACCAAAGUCAGAAAUGACACCUGAAGAAUUAGCCAAGAGGGAAGAGGAGGAGUUCAACACUGGACCACUUUCCGUUCUCACACAAUCGGUGAAAAACAAUACACAAGUUCUGAUAAACUGCAGGAACAACAAAAAGUUACUUGGUCGUGUCAAAGCUUUCGAUAGGCACUGUAACAUGGUUCUGGAGAAUGUCAAAGAAAUGUGGACGGAACUCCCAAGAACGGGCAAAGGAAAAAAGAAAGCUAAGCCAGUUAACAAAGACAGGUUUAUAUCCAAAAUGUUCUUGCGGGGAGAUUCAGUUAUCCUGGUUGUGAGAAAUCCCUUGGCUACAGCAUCAGGAAAAUAACGCGAAUAAAUAAUAAAUUAAACUUUAAAUAAUAAAACACAUAGGCAUAAGAUUUUGUAAAUCUAAAUAAAUUCUAAUUCAUUCACAAAAA
This is a messenger RNA of Nasonia vitripennis (jewel wasp), 738 nucleotides long. It is a transcript of the gene SmD2, whose product is annotated as probable small nuclear ribonucleoprotein Sm D2. NCBI's taxonomy places the organism in Eukaryota, Metazoa, Arthropoda, Insecta, Hymenoptera, Pteromalidae. Gene Ontology annotation, cellular component: U4/U6 x U5 tri-snRNP complex; U5 snRNP; catalytic step 2 spliceosome. The transcript is spliced from 3 exons. The record is from RefSeq and is a predicted model, not a curated record. Bases 285 to 647 code for a protein of 120 amino acids. Gene Ontology annotation, biological process: spliceosomal snRNP assembly; RNA splicing. Gene Ontology annotation, molecular function: RNA binding.